Drosophila eugracilis is the source of this 2043-nucleotide messenger RNA. It is a transcript of the gene Egm, whose product is annotated as complex I assembly factor ACAD9, mitochondrial. The record is from RefSeq and is a predicted model, not a curated record. Gene Ontology annotation, molecular function: flavin adenine dinucleotide binding; acyl-CoA dehydrogenase activity. The coding region runs from base 56 to 1978 and encodes 640 amino acids. The transcript is spliced from 3 exons. NCBI's taxonomy places the organism in Eukaryota, Metazoa, Arthropoda, Insecta, Diptera, Drosophilidae.
AAACUCCCUCACCUGGUCCCACUUGUCUUGGAAAUUACCUAAUUUCUUGGUAAAUAUGCGAUCCAAUUUGUUUUCCGGCGCCUCACGGCUCUUGAAAUACAGCCGGAAUGGAAAACUUCUGACUCGAGCAAGGAGCACCAAGGUCACCUCGAGCAGUUUGGAUUCGCAGAACCAGGAUGCAGCCGCCACGGAAGGAGGAAAAUCAGAAUCCGUGGAGGAAUCUCCAGAGCAGCAACAAAAGCUGCCCACCAGAGAGCCGCUGGCCAAAAAUUUCUUCGUUGGUGUCGUUGACAAGGAGCUGCUUGCCUAUCCGGAGGUGAUACCUCGUGAUGAGAUGGCCCAGCUGCAGAAUUCUCUCCUCCCUCUGAAAAAUUACUUUGAGGAGCCGCGAGAAGGGGAGGAGAAGACCUCCCCGGAGACUCUCCGACAGUUGGGACUGUAUGGUCUGAAUGCUCCCACGGAUUACGACGGCAAAGGAUAUGGCUGGAGUGCCAGUCUGAUGGCCAGUGAACCAGAUUCCACAGAUCUUAAUGUUACCCUAGGAUUACAAGGUCAUCGCGUGGUUGUGGAUCUUCUGAAGGAAGUCGGGACUCCAUUGCAACAGCAGAGAUAUCUCCAGGAUUUAUCUACUGGUAAACUGAUAGGCACUGAAGCUAUCUAUGAGUUGACCCCACCGGAGGAGGAUUACUUCAGCACCCAGGCGGAGUUGCACCCCGAAUCCGGAAAGUGGCUUCUCAAUGGCGAAAAAUCCUACGUGGUCUGUACUCCGGGGGAACGACAGCUAUUCCUAGUACUCGCUCAAACCCAGCAGCCUAAUGUCCCGGGACCGUUGGGACGUGGCACCACCAUCUUCCUGGUGGAUUCCCAACAGGAAGGUGUUCGUCUGGGCGAGAAACAUGCCACUUUCGGUUGCCGCGGAGCGGAAAUCAGACGUGUGCACUUCGACAAAGUGAAAUUGGGUGAGGAUCAGGUGGUGGGCUUACCCCACGAUGGCAAUCGGUACUCCGAGCAGCUAGUCCGAUCCUCCAGGCUGAGGGGCAGCUUGGUGGGCGUGUCGUUGGCCAAGAAACUGCUUAAUAAACUGGCCCAGUACACGGUGACCACCACUCAGUGUGGAGUGCAACUGAAAGACCUGGAGCUAACCCGUGUCCACCUUUCCCGAGCCAUGUGUUCCAUCUACGCAAUGGAGAGCAUGAUCUACAUGACAGCCGGCCUACUGGACGAGUUCCGUGCCCAGGAUGUGACCUUAGAGAGUGCCAUCACCAAGUACUUUACUCUACGGCAGCUGUACGAGAUUGCUUCCCAAAAUCUUGGCCUAGUGGGACCUAAAAGUCUGCUUAGUGGCGAGGCCACAGAGCAGGGACUACGGGAUGCAGCUCAGUUGUGCACGCAGGGUGAAUCUCUUGAUACCCUGGGGAUGUUCAUUGCCCUGACUGGAUUGCAACAUGCGGGGCAAUCCAUGAACGCAGGCGUACGAAAGUCCCGGAAUCCCCUCUUCAAUCCUGGUCACAUUUUCGGCAAGUUCCUGGACACCAACAGCAUCGAUAGUCCCAAGACCAAGAUGCAGCUAUCGGAGCAUGUGCAUCCAACAUUGGAAGGGGCAUCCCAGUGCAUUGAGCACUCCGUAGCCCGCCUACAAAUGGCUGUGGAGCUGAUGUUCACCCGUCAUGGAAAUGCCGUGGUGGAGAAGCAAAGUGAAAUGCAACGUUUGGCGGAAGUGGGAACAAUUAUCUUUGCCAUGUGGGCGAGCGUUUCGAGGGCAUCGCGGUCCUAUUGCAUUGGCCUGCCCUUGGCGGAUCAUGAAAUGCUAACUGCUACAGCGAUUUGUUCGGAGGGCAGGGAUCGUGUCCACACUCUUUGCACUCAGAUCUUUGGCGGUAAUUUCGUAAAUAAUGAUAACAAUCUGCUGAGACUCUCCAAGCAACUGACCAAGAGCAAGGGCUACUUCCCCGUCCAUCCGCUCACCUUUAACUUCUAAGCCUGGCUUAGGUAGCUAAGUUUAUUAUUGCCUUUAACAUUAAAGUAAAUAAUUGUUAUUGAUAA